Sinocyclocheilus anshuiensis is the source of this 2906-nucleotide messenger RNA. RefSeq names its product myosin-11. The record is from RefSeq and is a predicted model, not a curated record. The transcript is spliced from 21 exons. The coding region runs from base 1 to 2802 and encodes 933 amino acids. NCBI's taxonomy places the organism in Eukaryota, Metazoa, Chordata, Actinopteri, Cypriniformes, Cyprinidae.
AUGGCCAAGUGGAGAGGAGAAAGAAGAAGCCUUUCACCUUCAGGAUUCUGGAGUGAGCAGGAAUGGGACGCUGACCCGGGCCGUACAUCUUUCUGGCGCACUCUUAGGUCUCAAAGUCCCCUCGCUCUCUCGGAUCUUGACUUUUGGGAUAGUAGAUCUCUUCUUAAAGCUCGGAAAUCUCCUGCAUGGAGUUGUGUAGGCUUAUCUGGAUUGACUGACCGCUCAAAAAUCAGCACCAGCACUCUUGGCAGCCAGAACCACAGGGGCUCCCUGGGCAUGACGAGAUGGUCAUCUGCAUCCCGUCUGGCUCCAGAAGGAGCUCCGCGAUCACACUCUUCUGCUGAAGACUUUGAGCUCAGAGCUGCUCUGGAGGAAAGCAGCAUGAGGAGAGCAGAGCUCAUCCAGAGGCUCCGAGAGGCCAGAGGUCACCUGGAUGCCCAGACAGACCUUCUGAAAACCAAAGGAUCUCAGCUUCAACAAAGCCAGAGCAUCUCAAAUGUCCUAGAGAUGAAGCACAAGGACAGGGAUAUCAAAGUGUGCUGUUGUUUACAAGGAACCCUCAUCGCUGUUGAUCUUCCUCCCCCACAGCAGCUGUCUGAAGCAGUGAGUGCUCUUGAACAAGACAAGGAAGCUGCAGAGCUGAGCCGAUUUGAGGAAAAAACCUUCAUCUCUGAUACUUUCAGUCUAUUAAGAAGGUUUUGUACUGCAUGCUGCUGCUUCCACCAGGGACAGAGGCAGGUUGAGAAAGAGAUAAAGAAGCUCAGAGAAGCUCUCAGAAAAGCAGAGGAGAGAACAGAAGACCUGGAGUACGAGAAAGACAGCGCACUGAGACAGCUCCACUCCUCUGAAGAGAGGAAACAUGAGGCAAUUAACCAAGCAGAAGAGUUGGAACAAAGACUGAGCAGCUCCAUCCAGACCCAGAAAGAGCUAGAGGACCAGCUGAAUGAGUCCCGCAGCCGUCUGGGACAAAUGGAGCUGGAAAAAGACAUGUUUUCCACUAAAACCCGGAGACUAGAAGACAAUCUGAAUGACUUAAAGGUCAAACUAUCCGGAGCUUUAAUGGACAAAGACCGUCUUGUCCAGGAAAAAGCAGAGCUCCAUCAGAGGAUCCAGGCUUUGGAUCUGCAGUUGCAGAGGGAGCAGAGGAGCAAACAGGGCUUCACCGAGCAGGUGUGUGAGCUCCAUUCUGAGCUGUCUCAAGCUAAGAGCCAGACCAACAAACAGAAGAGGGAAACCAUGUUGAUGAAGAAGGAGCUGCUUUCCAUUAAAGAGUUGAACGAAAAGCUGUCAUCUGAUCUGACCAAAGCUACAGAGAGACUACAGGUGACUCUUAACCAGCUACACGAGCUGGAGGCAGAGAAACUGAUCCAAACCAAUCAGAUUGCGGCACUGGAGACUGAGCGCUUGCAGCUGAUAGGAGAGAAAGAGGAACUGAGGAAAACAUUUGAUGAGGGACUUCAUGAGAAGAUGAUAGAGCUGGGAGAGAGAUGCUGCCAGCACAGAGAAUUGCAGGACAAUCUAGAACAAGAAAAUCAGACCCUGCAAUUAAAAUGUCAAGACCUCGAAAAAAAAGUCCAAAUCUCGGAGGCGGGGUAUAAGCAUAAAGAGGAGGGGCAACAGCAAAUGAGGGCAGGGUUUGAGCAGGAAAAUGAGGAGUUGAGGAAACUGGCUGCUCACUGGAAUGAGAGGUGGCUGGAUGUGGCGAUGACGUUAUGCUCGACACAAGCAGAACUCGAUGAGCUCAAGAGUCAACAGCGAGUGAAUGACAACCGAGAGCCUGAAGUUUCGCAACAGAUAGAGCCUGAGAGGGACCAAAGCCAAGUGCAGCAGAGACUCACGGGUAGCUCUGUGUCUCUUGAAGUCUUGGAUGGAGAGUUGGUGCAGGUGAAGGCGGAGCUGCUGAAGGUGAGGGACAUGCUGAAGAUCAGAGACACUGAGCUGGAGGAACAGCUCCAGGAGCUGCAGUCUGCUCGCCAUCAGGAGUCACAACAGAGCGGUGAGGUCCAGAGGUUGGAGCAGCUUCUUGCAAAGAGAGAUCAGGAAAUUAAAGAAAAGGAUCAAGAUCUGAAGAACCUGGAGAUACAGAGGAUAACACAGAAAGCAGAGGCUCAGAUCAAGAUAUCCGCCCUGGAGCAGGAGAUUUUUGGACACAAAGGUCUGCUGUCGAGAAAGGAAGUGGUCAGUGAAUGCAGUUCUGAGUCACUGAAGGCCCUGCUAGAAGAAAGCAGAAGGCGAGCAGAAACGCUUGAGCAGGAAAGAGACCGAACUUUACAAAAACGGCAGGAUCUUGAACCUCCCCAGCAGGACAAAACAGAGAAAGAAUCUCCAUUAGAGACUAAAAAACAGAAACCCGCGGGUUCAGACCUUGUAGAUCCAAACCAACAGAGGAGGCAGGUCACCGAGCAGCUGAAAAGUCUGUUCAGAGAGAGAGAGCAGCGUGGAGAGAGGUCUCCAGUUUUCACAAGAAGAUCUGGUUUGGUCAACAGCAGGGUCCAAAAUGCUACAAGUACUGAGAACUGGAAUGCUCUUGACACAUUAAACCAUCAGGGAAGAAAAACACAGGAACUGGAGCAGGAACUCCAGCAGGGGGCAGCAAAGAGGUCUUCAUCCCAGAUCUCAGUCUCUCAGGGGGGAUCAACGAGAUCGGAGAAAGGGGAGGAGCAGAAACAGCCCACCAGUGUGAAGAACCACAGCAAGACAACCAAGGAUAAAUUUCCCCUGGGCUGCAGUGAUGGAACAUUCCUUGCAAGGCAGGUUGAGGUUUGUGGCUCAGAUUUGGAAGAUACGGAAGGGUCCAUUUGAAGAGGAGAGGGGAGCCAGCGUCUGGAGUGAUGAUAAUCCAUUGUGAAAAUCCAUACUGCACUGACAGUUUCUUUAUUAAUCGCCAUUUAUUAUGAAUUACACAG